UUUCAAAAUGUGAGGGAAGCUUUUAUAUUGGCAAGAUGGUGAAGCUUCUUGGCCAAAAUGUCUCUUAAAUGCAUAAAAUGUCAAAUUUGUGUUAUUUGGCUGUUUUCCACAUUGUGGCGCAUUUAGCAAGGUGGUUUAGGUCCAGGGGCGGACUGACCAUUUGGAAACUCGGGCACUGCCCGAGGGCCCGGGAUGCUCCUGGUACCUUUUUCAUAGGCUUUUUUGAGUUUGGGCAAGGAUGCAGGGGCCCCAUGAUCCCCUAUUGCCGGGGG
Staurois parvus is the source of this 272-nucleotide messenger RNA. The record is from the annotation of a GenBank genome assembly. NCBI's taxonomy places the organism in Eukaryota, Metazoa, Chordata, Amphibia, Anura, Ranidae.